AUGCUAUCUCUACCGCGACUCGCUCUCGCGGUAUUGACGACAGCAGCGACAACCGCCCUCGCGGCAAGCUGCCCGAACGACCUCAAGACGAGCUAUCCCUCCCCCGCGCCCAAGGACGGAUGGACAGUGCGCCUAGUGGCAAACUCGGGACUGAGCAAGCCGCGCUCCAUCCUGUUCGACGACUCUGGCGCACUGCUCGUGCUCGACCAGAAUGUCGGCGUGCUCCGCAUGGUGCUCGAGGACCAUGGCGGGAGCUGCGUCACUGUCGCGAAUACAACGACCGUGGUCGGGAAUAAGGACUCAAGAAGUGGGGGAGCAGGGGUGAAGCUACGUGGUUCUGCUUCCCAGCUGACACGCCAGUUCAACCACGGCCUCCAGCUCUCGCCGGACGGGAAGACGCUCUACGUCUCGACUGCGAACGACGUCUUCGCGUACGCGUACGACAGCAACGCGGGGUCCGUGUCGGGCGACCCCCGCGUGGUAGUGACAGGGAUGGACAACACGAUGCACAAGAGCCGCACGCUCUUCCUGACGUCGGGCGGCGACCUGCUAGUCUCGCGCGGCAGUGCCGCGAACGCGGACGUGCUGGCGCGCGAGGAGUCGAGCGGGCACUGCCAAAUCCGCUCGUUCGACGUCUCCAAGGAUCGCACGAAUUACACAGACGGGCAAGUCGUCGGCUGGGGGUUGCGCAACAGUGUCGGGCUCGGCGAACACCCGACCAAUAAAGGGGUAUGGUCCGUUGAGAACAGCGUCGACAACCUCCGCCGCCAAGGCCAAGAUAUCCACAACACGAACCCGGGCGAGGAGCUGAACUUCCACGGCCAAGCGGGCAACUACACAGGCCAGAACUUUGGGUAUCCCAUGUGCUAUACGCUGUGGGACACGAACAAUUUCCCCAACCUCGGCAGCCUGCGCACGGGGGACAACUUUGCCGUCGAGAUCGCAGAGGACACGAACAUCGCCCCGCUGAGUGAUGAGCAGUGCAAUGCCAACUCUACGCGGCCAGUAUUAGCGCUCCCCGCACACACGGCGCCGCUCGACAUCGUCUUCGACGACAAGGGAGAGCACGCCUACGUCUCCCUGCACGGGAGCUGGAACUCGGACCCGCCAGUCGGCUACUCUCUCAUCCGUGUACCCUUCGGCGAGAACGGAAUGCCCAAGGCCGCAGGGGACAGUAAGGACGGGUUCGAGGAGAUAGUCACCUCUCCGGACCUCAGCAAGUGUCCGUCCCAGUGCUUCCGGCCCGUUGGACUCGCGUGGGAUGCCAAGAAGCGCCUGUUCCUUGCCAGCGACACGACGAAGGAGAUCUUUGUGGUCAUGCCCAAGUCGGGCGAGGAUGAUGGGGACGAAAGCGCUGCGGCGCGACUCGGGCCGAGCGCCUGGCUCGCUGGAGCGCUGGCGCUGCUUGCUUGGAUGGUGUAG
Molecule: messenger RNA, 1422 nt
Organism: Trichosporon asahii var. asahii CBS 2479
Lineage: Eukaryota; Fungi; Basidiomycota; Tremellomycetes; Trichosporonales; Trichosporonaceae
Exons: 2
Coding region: 1-1422 (473 amino acids)
Source: RefSeq, a predicted model, not a curated record